AUAUUAAUAUAAUAAUAAUAAAGGUAAUUUUUGUAAUAAAUUUUAUAACUUAGAGGGCAGAACAAGUUUUACAAAUAGUAACAAUAUUUAUGGCUCAUAUAAUAAAAAUCAUUCAGUUCAUUCAAAGUACACUAAAUCUCAACAAAAUCAUAAAACAAUAAUGAAGAGUACCUACUAUAAUAGCAAAAUCAAGCACAAUCAUAUAAUAAAAUAUGGUCAACAGGACGCUCUCCCAUGUGAAACUCAUAUAGAUCAGGUGGAAAAUAUGUUAAUGAUGUCAGAAGAUGAGUACAUUUCAAACAAGGACAAUUAUGUCAACGUACGCGUGGAGUAUGAAUUGGAAUCUCCCCCGAAAGAAAUAAAAUGUGAUCUACCGAUACCACACCAAGACAGAGAACAAGCGACCAACCAGCGACACACGUUUGCUCUAUCCUGCAAAGUUAAUGUUAAAAACGCCACCUGCCCUUCUUGCCUCGUAUUAUUAUGGAAUGGAAAUGGAACACAGUGAUUGGUUG
Molecule: messenger RNA, 515 nt
Organism: Sitophilus oryzae (rice weevil)
Lineage: Eukaryota; Metazoa; Arthropoda; Insecta; Coleoptera; Curculionidae
Exons: 2
Coding region: 161-508 (115 amino acids)
Source: RefSeq, a predicted model, not a curated record